AUGCCGUGGCCUUUCUCGGAGUCCAUCAAGAAGAGGGCCUGCAGGUACCUGCUGCAGAGGUACCUGGGCCACUUCUUGCAGGAGAAGCUCAGCCUGGAGCAGCUCAGCCUGGAUCUCUACCAGGGCACCGGCUCCUUGACGCAGGUCCCUCUGGAUAAGUGGUGUCUUAAUGAGAUCCUGGAGUCUGCAGAUGCACCUCUGGAAGUCACAGAUGGAUUUAUCCAGUCAAUUUCUUUAUCUGUUCCCUGGGGGUCGUUGCUACAGGAUAACUGUGCAUUAGAAGUAAAAGGCUUAGAGAUGGUCUUCAGGCCAAGACCAAGGCUUGCAUCUGGGUCUGAGCCUAUGUAUUGGUCAAGUUUUAUGACCAGUAGUAUGCAGCUUGCAAAAGAGUGUCUUAGCCAAAAAUUGACAGAUGAACAAGGAGAAGGGUCCCAGCCUUUUGAAGGACUUGAGAAAUUUGCAGAAACUAUUGAAACAGUUCUAAGAAGAGUGAAAGUUGCCUUUUUAGAUACUGUUUUGCGAAUAGAACAUGUGCCGGAAAACUCUAAAAGUGGAACUGCACUUGAAAUCAGAAUUGAAAGAACUAUGUACUGUGAUGAAACUGCGGACGAGUGCUCUGGAAUUAAUGUACAUCAGCCCACAGCUUUUGCUCACAAGUUACUGCAGCUCUCAGGUGUCUCUUUCUUCUGGGAUGAGUUUCCUGCAUCAGCAAAGUCCUCCCCAGUGUGUUCAGCUACACAGCUGGCAACUGAACCAAAGCUUUCACCUAGCUGGAAUCCAAAAAUCAUUUAUGAGCCACAUCCACAAUUAACAAGAAACUUGCCAGAAAUUACUCCUUCUGACCCUGUACAGAUCAGUAAGCUGAUUGGUAGAAUGGAGUUCAGCCUAACAUUAAAGCAAAAUGAAGUACUUCCUGGAGCUAAGUUGGAUGUAGAUGGACAAAUAGACUCUGUACAUCUAUUUCUGUCACCAAGGCAGGUGCAUCUUCUGCUGGACAUGUUAGCAGCUAUUGCUGGACCAGGCAACCUAAGCAGGAUAGAAUUGUCAAAUAAAGAUAGGAAGAACCGUCCAAUGCAGCAGGAAGAUGAGUAUCGAAUUCAGAUGGAGUUGAAACGUUAUUUAAGAAAAGAGUCUUUAUCUGCAGGAGUGUCAUCUGAACAAAGCUUCUAUGAGACAGAGAGUGCCAGAACGCCUUCUAGUCGUGAAGAAGAAGUUUUCUUCUCAAUGGCUGAAAUGGACAUGUCACACAGUCUUUCUUCCCUUCCACCUCUUGGAGACCCUCCAACUAUGGACUUGGACUUGUCUUUGACUAGUACAUACACAACUACACCAGCAGGAUCUCCACUGAGCACUACAGUGCUUCAACCAACUUGGGGUGAUUUUCUUGAUCGUAACAAGCAAGAACUACAACCUCCAAGGGGUUCUUCACUUACAGCCAACAUGGUUCACCAGACUUCCUUAAGAAGGACAUCUAUUCCAUCCAGAUCUGUUUCUGUGGAUGAAUCCAGACCUGAGCUUCUUUUUAGACUGGCAGUUGGAACUUUCUCAGUGUCUGUACUUCAUAUUGACCCUUUACCCCCACCUGAAAGUUCACUGAACCUUAACCCAUUGACACCAAUGGCUCGGGAUUUCUUUACCCGAAUAGAAAAGAUUGAGCCAGUUAAGUUUUCAACAGAAGAUUUUCUGUCCUUCCGAGAAGUAUUUGCAGAAGCUUGUUCUCAUGAUCACCUUAGAUUUAUAGGUACUGGCAUCAAAGUGUCUUAUGAACAGAGACAAAGGACUGCCUCUCGAAGUUUUAGUACUGAUUUAUCCAUUGGAAAUAUGGAGUUCCUGGAAUGCCUUUUCUCUACUGACUCUCAUUCCGUUCAGCCUCACUAUACAGAGCUGCUGACAUUUCGUUCUGAAGAAGGAAAUGAUUCUCAUGCUAUGCCAUGCCUUCAGCUUCAUUAUAAGCAUUCAGAUAAUAGAGGACCUCAGGGUAGUCAAGGGAGACUCAGUUCUGUUCCACAGAAAGCAGAGUUACAAAUAAAGUUAAGUCCAGUGUUUUGUGAGCUGGAUAUUAGUAUUGUAGACAGAUUAAAUUCCUUACUUCAACCACAGAAACUAACUACAGUGGAGAUGAUGGCAUCUCACAUGUAUGCUUCUUGCAACAAGCACAUAAAUCUGCACAAAGCAUUUACUGAAGUUUUUCUGGAUGAUUCACAUACUCCUGCAAACUGUAGAGUUUCAGUUCAAGUCACUGCCCCAGCGUUAAAUCUCUCUGUUCGCUUCCCAAUACCUGACCUACGGUCAGAUCAGGAAAGAGGACCAUGGUUUAAAAAAUCACUUCAGAAGGAGAUUCUUCAUCUUGAAUUUACAGAUAUGGAAUUUAAGACUGAGUUUAUAGGAGGGUCAACUCCAGAACAAGUUAAAUUAGAACUUACCUUUAAAGAACUAAUUGGUUCCUUUGAAGAAGAUAAUGCUGAAGCACCAAUAAAAUUUUUUCACGUGUCUGGUGGCAUAGAUGGAGAUAUAACAUCAUCAUCAGACAAUUUUGACUGGCCUCGGAUUGUACUGAAAAUAAACCCUCUGGCUGUGCACUCUAUUCUGGAGAGGAUAGCAGCUGAGGAGGAAGAAGUUGAUAAUAACUUUCAAGAGGAAGAAGAAGGAGGGUCUCAUUCUUUGAAGGAUGUCUGUGAUAUUAGAAGACCAGAGCCUUCUCCUUUUUCUUCUCGUAGGGUCAUGUUUGAAAAUGAAGAGAUGGUGAUGCCAGGAGAUGUAGUUGAAAUGACUGAGUUUCAGGAUAAAACAAUUAGCAAUUCUCAUUACGUACUGGAACUCAUGUUACCAAACAUUCACUUAACAUUACCAAACAAAAGCUUUUAUGAAAAACUUUACAAUAGGAUCAGCAAUGAUUUAUUGUUGUGGGAACCCACAGCUCCGUCUCCUGUAGAAACAUUUGAAAACCUUUCUUACGGUGUUGGACUAUCUGUGGCCAGCCAGCUCAUCAACACUUUCAGUAAAGACAGCUUUAGUCAAUUUAAAUCUGCAGUUCAUUAUGAUGACGAGAGUGGAUCUGAGGAAGAAACGCUACAGUAUUAUUCCACUGUUGAUCCAAACUAUCGGUCACGCAGAAGGAAAAAGCUUGACUCUCAGAAUAAGAACUCACAGAGCUUUCUGUCUGUUCUGCUAAAUGUGACACAUGGAUUAGUAUCAGUAUUCACAGAUGUAAAGCAAGAUGAUGGAAAUACACUGGAAGGAAAAUACGGCGAAUUCUGGUUUGAGUUCAACAGUGGUUCACUUUUCAGCGUGACUAAAUAUGAAGGCUUUGAGGACAGACACUAUGUUUGUCUCCAUUCUAGCAGCCUAAAUUUAUAUCAUCAAGGUAUGGUAGAUGGGGUCAUCCCUUCCUCUGAAGUACGACUGCCCAGCACAAUACGUCCCCAUUGGUUAGAACCUACUAUUUGUUUUUCUGAAGAAGAUGGUCUUAGUAGGACUACUUCGGAUGGUGUAGGAGUGGAUUGUCCAAGUAUGCUGACUGUUGCAGUCAAAAUCCAAACAGACAAAAUAGAGAGCAACACAAAGGAAUUUCUGGUUGCUGUUGGACUAAGAGGAGCAACCCUUCAGCAUAGAGUACUGCCUUCAGGUUUAAGCUGGCACGAACAGAUUUUAUAUUUUUUGAAUAUUUCUGAUGAGCCCGUUCUGGGAUAUAAUCCUCCAGCUACGAUUACAACUUUUCAUGUACAUCUAUGGAGUUGUGCUCUUGAUUACAGGCCCUUGUUUUUGCCAGUCAGAUCUCUACUUACUGUUGAAACUUUCAGCAUUUCCAGCAGUGUUGCAGUAGAUAAAUCCUCUUCUACUCUCAGGAUAAUUUUAGAUGAAGCUGCUUUGCAUCUGUCUGACAAGUGCAAUACUGUUACAGUGAAUCUCCAUAGAGAUUAUGUUCGUGUUAUGGAUAUGGGACUGCUGGAACUAACCAUUACAGCAGUAAAAUCUGAUUCUGAUGAGGAAAGAACUAAACCACGUUUUGAGCUCCACUGUUCCAGUGAUGUAAUUCAUAUUCGUACCUGCUCUGAUUCAUGUGCUGCACUAAUGAAUCUUAUACAAUAUGUUGCAAGUUAUGGUGAUUUACAUCCACCCUCUAAGACAGAGAUUAAACGUGGAGUUAGCAAACCGAAAAUGAAGGUAGAGACCUUUAGCCAGCCAUCUUCCCAUGGACCAGUCCUUGCUGAAUCAGAGCAACAGAUUUUACGGGAUUUGAUGAGUGAUGCAAUGGAGGAAAUUGAAACUCAACAGGCUGCUUCUGCCAUGAAACCAGAGUCUAAUGGAAUUCUGGAUGACAGAUCUCAAACUCGGGAGCCAUCUUGCUCAGAUCUCUUCCUGUUUCCAGAUGAAAGUGGAAAUGUUUCACAAGAGCCAAGUCCCACUUACACUUCAUUCACUCAUCACCUGAUAAAUGAGGCAAUGGGAGAUGUUCCCGCAGAAAGUGAUGAUUUCUGCAUUCUUUUUGCACCCAAAGUUGCUGUUGCUGAAAAAGAGGAAGAGCCAGUAAUAAAAAUAAUGGUUGAUGAUGCAAUUAUCAUAAAGGAAAAUCAUUUCAGCCAACCUAUUAAAAAAACAGAUACAAGCAAAGCUCCUCUUCAUUUUCCUGUUCCUCUGGUACGCUAUGUUGUAAAGGAAAUCUCUCUUAUUUGGCAUCUGUAUGGUGGAAGGGAUUUUGGGAGUGCACCACCAACAUCUCCAGCUAAAAGUUUCAUAAGUCCCCAUAGUUCUCCUUCUCAUACACCAACAAGGCAUGGACGGAGUACAGCAUGUGGGGGAAGAGGAAGAAACCCAGACUUCCUAAUGGAAAUACAGCUAAGCAAGGUGAAAUUCCAGCAUGAGGUGUACCCUCCAGGUGGUGGAGAAGGUGAAUCCAGUCUGGUGGAGCAGCCAGUGUCACGGCAGGUUUUUAUUGUUCAAGACCUGGAGAUUAGAGAUCGCUUAGCUACGUCACAGAUGAAUAAAUUUCUCUAUCUCUAUUGCAGUAAGGAGAUGCCCAGAAAAGCACAUUCAAACAUGCUAACAGUUAAAGCAUUACAUGUCCGUCCAGAGUCUGGCAGAUCCCCACAGGAAUGUUGUUUACGUGUUUCACUAAUGCCACUUCGCCUCAAUAUUGAUCAGGAUGCCUUAUUUUUCCUGAAGGAUUUUUUCACUAGCCUCUCUACAGAAGUAGAACUCUUAGUUACUCCAGAUCCUGAAGUUAAAAAGUCUCCUGGUGCUGAAGUUACGUGUAGUUUGCCCAGACAUGUCAGCAGCCUUAAGGACCCAAGUCCAGUCAUUUCUUUCUCAUCACACAAGCAAGCAAAUGAAAAUGGUAGCAUUGAUUCUCUGGAUGUGGUUAAUGGAGACGAUCAUCAUUUCUCACAAGAAGUGACGUCAUACAACGAUCAGCCAGUAUUUUUCAGAGAAUUUCGUUUUACGUCAGAAGUUCCAAUACGGCUUGAUUACCACGGCAAACAUGUGUCAAUGGAUCAGGGGACACUAGCUGGGAUUCUUAUUGGGCUUGCUCAGUUAAACUGCUCAGAAUUAAAGCUGAAGAGACUUUGUUACAGACAUGGUUUAUUAGGCGUGGAUAAAUUGUUCUCCUAUGCCAUCAGUGAAUGGCUUAAUGAUAUAAAGAAAAACCAACUACCAGGAAUUCUGGGAGGAGUAGGGCCCAUGCAUUCGCUAGUGCAGUUAGUCCAAGGUCUGAAAGACUUGGUGUGGUUACCAAUAGAGCAGUACCGAAAGGAUGGCCGUAUUGUAAGAGGCUUUCAAAGAGGAGCAGCUUCUUUUGGUACUUCCACUGCAAUGGCAGCACUGGAACUAACAAACAGAAUGGUUCAGACUAUACAGGCAGCUGCAGAAACUGCAUAUGACAUGGUUUCACCAGGGCCUGCUUUUAUUGAAGCAAAAAAGAUCAAACGGUUCCCUCGCCAUCGUUUAGCUCAUCAGCCAGUAGACCUACGGGAAGGUGUAGCCAAAGCAUAUAGUGUAGUAAAAGAGGGGAUUACGGACACAGCCCAAACCAUCUAUGAGACUGCUGCUCGUGAGCAUGAAAACAGAGGAGUAACUGGAGCAGUAGGAGGAGUCCUCCGACAAAUUCCACCAACUGUGGUGAAACCUUUCAUUGUUGCAACAGAGGCAACCUCAAAUGUUCUAGGUGGUAUGAGAAACCAGAUCAGGCCAGAUGUGCGUCAAGAAGAGUCUCAGAAAUGGCGCCUUGGAGAGGAUUGA
This is a messenger RNA of Antrostomus carolinensis (chuck-will's-widow), 6237 nucleotides long. It is a transcript of the gene ATG2B, whose product is annotated as autophagy related 2B. The coding region runs from base 1 to 6237 and encodes 2078 amino acids. Gene Ontology annotation, cellular component: phagophore; phagophore assembly site. Gene Ontology annotation, biological process: autophagosome assembly; glycophagy; piecemeal microautophagy of the nucleus. Lineage: Eukaryota; Metazoa; Chordata; Aves; Caprimulgiformes; Caprimulgidae. The record is from RefSeq and is a predicted model, not a curated record. The transcript is spliced from 42 exons. Gene Ontology annotation, molecular function: phosphatidylinositol-3-phosphate binding; protein-membrane adaptor activity.